This is a messenger RNA of Caenorhabditis angaria, 1028 nucleotides long. Lineage: Eukaryota; Metazoa; Nematoda; Chromadorea; Rhabditida; Rhabditidae. The record is from the annotation of a GenBank genome assembly.
AUGGAACCGUUGGCAUUAUUCAUCCAAUGUUGGCAUACUGUAGUUUGUUGCAUCGGAUUCUUUUUGAAUGGUCUUCUCAUUUAUUUGUGCAUUUUCAAAUCUCCGAAAACCAUUCAGUCAUUUGCAACAUUUAUUAUAAACUUUGCGUUGAAUGAUUUAGUCGAAUGUUUUUUCGAUAUGUUCCUUGCUUAUCGAGUUGUUCCAACUCCUGGAACUUUUGUUAUUUUUUUCGUAUACAAUGGAUUUUGUACUUCUUUUGGCCAAGAGUUCUGUAAGAUUGGGUAAGUUUCAUAUGGUGAAAGAGAAACCUCCAUUCCUAUUUUUAUUCUAGAAACAGUAUAUUUCUUCAUUGUUUACCACAUGGACUGUGGUCUCUUUUGGUUUCUUUUGCUUACCGUCUUUAUAUAUUUUCUAAUACAGCUUUAUCUCGAACUAGAAUUGUUCAAAUUUUACUGAUCGUUUAUAUUCCUUCAUUUGCUCAAAUCUUCCUUUUCGCCCCAAAUUUCAGUGAUCAAGAAACAGCUCAAAGUCGAGCACUGAAGUAUAUUCCUCAAUAUGAUUUAAGAAAUAAAACAAUUGCAUCAAUGUCAGGAAUUGGUAAUUGGUCAGCAUUGUAUUCUCUCGUUCAUAUUUGUGCUCCAAUUUACCCAGUUUAUAUCGCUAUUUUUAUAAUUCGUCGGAAAAUAAUACAAAAACUUGAAUCAGUUAAAAUAAUCUCUAAAGAGACCAAAUCAAUGCAUCAACAAUUAUUGAAAUGUCUAACUUUUCAAGCCUUUAUCCCAGUUUUUCUUUUGAUUGGAGUCUGUUUGUAUCUCAUUUGUCAAUUCGCAAUUUUUAGUCAUCCAAUUAUAGAAAAUGCUGUUUUCUGUAUUGUGAUAUUUAUGCCAACUUUGUCUCCAGUCACUUAUUUAUAUUUUGUUCGACCUUAUCGAUUGUUUUUCAAGAAACCAAAUGAGAUUGCUAGUCGUUUUGCUGAUACUACACGAAACACAAAUUCACAACAACAAAUGUCAAAAGUUGAAAUUUGA